Messenger RNA from Phyllotreta striolata, 1395 nucleotides. Lineage: Eukaryota; Metazoa; Arthropoda; Insecta; Coleoptera; Chrysomelidae. The record is from the annotation of a GenBank genome assembly.
UGAAUUAAAAAAAUGGAAAUAAUCAGAAUUUCAAGUUCAAAUGUAGAUUUAUGAGCAAUCGAGAGAAUCGACUAGAACAUUAGAACUAGUAUUUAAUUAACUGUGUAAUAGUACAAUGCGAAUUAAUGUUCGCAACGUAUAGUUUUUCCAAUAAGAUGAACCUAGCAUGUAAGGUAAUAGACAAUAUUGGAAAAUUACAGAAUACAAAACGCGCAUUUUUCAUUUGCUAUCGAAAAUUGAGCACAAUAGAACGUAGUACUAAAGCAGUGAAUGAGGCUGAAAAAGUUAUUGGUUAUUCAACAUCUUUUUUAAGUUUACGAUGGUUGUUGAACGAUGAGGUAGCUAAUAUUGCGUUUAAUCUAAAGAAACUGAUUGGAACUAAACAUCCUCUAAUCAAUACUGCCAGAGAGCUAAUAAUAAAUAAAGAAUCCCCUUCGUGGGGUCUUCUAGUCUUAUUAAUAUCGAAAGCAGCGGGUUUGAACAAGAAAUUUUCACCUGUCGAGUGUGAUAUUAAUGCAGGGGUAUUAAAUAGCCAAAGGGUUUUGGCCGAAGUAACUGAAAUGGUUCGCACAAGUAACAUUAUUCACAAAAGUAUUUUGAACAUUUCUAAGAACGACGAAUUUUACGAUGAUCUCCAUUUCGGGAAUAAAUUAUCAUUGCUCACGGGAGAUUACCUAUUAAGCACAAGUUUUCGGGAGUUAGCAGGAUUGAAUUGUUAUAGAGUAAACGAAUUGGUAUCGACAUGUCUUAGAGACUUGAGCGAAGCAGAUUUUAUUGAACCGAGAAACAGACAAAAUCAGCCCUAUCCUGCUGAGCCUGUACCUCAAAAAGAAGACGUUCCAGUUCCACAUCAUUUCGAUAAAGAUGUGCUGGUAGUUUCUGAAGUAUUAGGGAAUGCUAAGGCCGAAUGGACGUUAAGACACCUCUUGGGAGGGGCUAGUUUGCUGGGAAAAUGUUGUCAAGCAACGCUGGUAUUGGCAGAACAGCCGAGACAUCUUGAAGAAGCUUCCUACAUAUUUGGCAGAAAUACAGCUUUAGCGUUACAAGUGAGAAAAGACAUAACCUAUUUUAGAUCUGGCGAAAUUGGGCCCUUCAGUCUAAUAAGUGCACCUUUGAUGUUUCACAUCCAAGAUGAUGUGGAAUUUUACAAAACUCUUGUGGAAUCCAUAACUAAUGAUGAUAUACAAUACGGAAAGAUUAGAAGCAUCGUUUUAAGUGGUAAUGGUAUCGAAAAGUCUCUAGAAUUAAAGAACGAAUUUGUCAAUAACAGUUUAGAAGCAUUGAAGAGUUUUCCAGAAAGUGAAGCCAAAAAUGCCUUGAUUAAUAUACUUGAAACUGUAUGAAAUUUGCCGUUUAGUUGUAAAUAUAAUUUUCUAGUCAUUUUUGUUUAAUCAC